UUUUACUUGGAGAUCGAUAAAAGUUCUUCGAGCGAUCAUAUCUACGAUGAGCAUGAUCGGUUUGAUUAUGGUGCUUGCUGCAAUAAUAUGGGCAAUAAAACUUAGACGAGACGUCGGCGAUUAUCUUAAUCUCGCAGUGCCAGAUCACGACGAGCAGGUGAUGGACACCUCUGGCCAACUGUGAUAGUCGUCGCAGCUAUACCCUGUGCUCCUGUUUAUAUACUUGGACUGAAGGCUUAUCUUUGUCUUCCUCUUGCCACGUCAAAAUCUAAAUUCGAAGAGAACAACAGGAACGAAUCCAAUGACGAGGAAAAUUCAGAGGAUUCGGACAUUCUAGAUUCUGACGACGAUGAGGAUGACAAAAACAACGGACACGAAGCCAAUCGUAUAUUAUUCUUACACGCAGUCCUCUGUUUGAUAUCUGGAUGUCUCGUUGCUGCCAUCAACGUUGCCUGUUUUCUAAGAUCCAGUACCUUUCAACAAAAGAUCCGUGAUGAUAGUAUGAUCGAAGCUAUGGAAAAUUAUGCGAACGACGAUGGAGUUAGAUCAUGCGUCGAUGCCGUUCAAAUGGAAUUACAAUGUUGUGGAAGCGAAGAUUAUCGUGAUUGGUUCCGUGUCAAUUGGGUUAAAGAAUCAAUGGAAUAUUUUGACUAUGAGGAUUAUAAACGUCAUCAGGAGGGGCAAUCGACGAGAAACUAUGAAGACCAGAUAACGACCAUCAAAGAUGUACCAUUUUCUUGCUGUACCAACAAAAUCGUAAAAUCUUGUGGACAUCGAGAAAUCCUUCAAGCUAGUCAAGUUUGUAAUUUUGAUCAAAAUAAUGAAGAAACCAUUUGGAACGUUGGAUGUCGUUCGAUUAUCAUAACGCAUGCAAGAGUCAUCGGAUUCUUUUUAAUAUUUUUUUUAUUAUUUCUCUCGCUUUAUCAGUUUAUACUAAGCGCACUAUCACGUUUAGUACAAACUGCAUACAGCAAUGAAUUUUAUAUCGGCUCAGAGAAGAUCUAUUAUCGCGCUUGGAUAUUUAGUAAUAUAUCGAGCUCUCAUUCAAAGUGUUAUGCAAAUUUAUCGCAAGGAUCUGACGAAGAAACCCUAGAAACGCAAUCUCUCGUGAAAGAAACAUUGGAAUCGCCCAACUUUCGUUCUCAGCACAAAGUUAAUCAUUCGGGCGAAUGGAAACGCCAACAGGAACACGAAUUUGUAUUGACCCCGCGUGGAUCGGUACAGCUGAUACAGAUCGAUCGUCUUCGAAAAGCCAAAUCCAGUCCAGUUUUAUCGAAAAAUGGUACGAUCGAUGGAAGUCAAAAGAAAAGUAAAAUAAAGAUGUAUCGUUAUUUGCCACUUUCAACCGAGGAACACGAUAAAGAAAGAUCGCUGGAUGAUAAUAAAAUUUUCAUUGAAAAAAAUGAAAGACCUAUAAAAGCGAAUUUGAAAUCACGAGAAAAAUCAACGACUAGGACACCAAACGUAAUACUUGCACCUAUACCACCCCCAUUUCCUCCUCAAUCCGAGGAAUAUAAAGAGAAACGAAAUUUUCAUGAAAAAUCUAACAAAAAUGAAGAAUUUUUAAGCACGAAGCUUCGUUCUACGUUUCUUCGUUUCUCCACUACCGAUAAUACGAGAAAUAAAGUAGAUAAGGAGUUGACUUCGAAACCGAGCAAAUUAGAUCGAAAAAAAUUGUUGGAAAAGUUCGAAAGAAUUUUGAAUACCGAGGAAAGAAAUCGUAGAGAAUCCGGUGGAGCUGAUAUUCCAAGAUCUUGGGAACAGCUGGUCAAACGAAGCAUCAAUUCUACCGAAAAGAAAAUUCACGAAGAUCGAAUAAUUCAAAGUCCAAGAUUGAGUGAAAAGAGUAACGUUCUAUCAAGAUUUAAUCCAACCGAUGCUUACGAUCGAUUUCGUGGGACAUUACAAGACACUUUAUCAAGACGAGAGAAUCCCAAUUCCCAGUUUAAUAACGUUAAACGAUUCACGAGAUCUGAAAUAUGUGCCUGCUGUGCAAAACGUAAUAGAAACUUUAGCAAACCCUCAAAAUGCAAAGUUCAACAGACGUCAUACGGUUAUUCUAUUGAUCCUAAAGAAUUUAGAAUUGCUCAACGAAGAAACUUACUCCCAGAUAUUCCUUGUCCACCAACUCCACCGCCACCAGUAUCAUUAGCACCGCCAUUACCUCCAGCAACUCCACCUUUGCAUUCUCAUAUGUCACCUUGUUAUCCAAGACCAACUUUGAUCAGACAACAGCAACGAGAACAACGAAGACAACGGCAAUGCCAUCCAUGGAAUUUUCGAAGGAAUUUUAAUUGUAACCAUCAACAACCACCGUGGACCUUACCUACCUCAUUCGCACGUCCCUCAAACUUUAACGCAAAUUCGAUUAACAAUUGCAUACAUUGUCAAGGACAAAAUUUUCCUACGUCCAACAAGGGAUACUCGCCAUUCAAGAAUGAUACGUUUAGAAAGUAUCGUCGUUUUAUGGAUUGAAUAAAAAUUAUGAAUCC
Vespa velutina is the source of this 2492-nucleotide messenger RNA. RefSeq lists its product as uncharacterized. Bases 502 to 2475 code for a protein of 657 amino acids. The transcript has 5 exons. Gene Ontology annotation, cellular component: membrane. Lineage: Eukaryota; Metazoa; Arthropoda; Insecta; Hymenoptera; Vespidae. The record is from RefSeq and is a predicted model, not a curated record.